Eublepharis macularius is the source of this 5117-nucleotide messenger RNA. RefSeq names its product protein arginine methyltransferase 7 (gene PRMT7). NCBI's taxonomy places the organism in Eukaryota, Metazoa, Chordata, Lepidosauria, Squamata, Eublepharidae. Gene Ontology annotation, molecular function: protein-arginine N-methyltransferase activity. The record is from RefSeq and is a predicted model, not a curated record. Bases 115 to 2187 code for a protein of 690 amino acids. Gene Ontology annotation, biological process: peptidyl-arginine methylation. The transcript is spliced from 18 exons.
GGAAGAUGGCGGCGCCCGGAGCGUGAGGCGAGGGGAGGCUGACAGUUGUUCCUGUGCCCCAAAUAGAAGUGCAUAUAAAUAAAAGCUUUCAUCGCAGCAACAAAGCAAGACAGUAUGAAAGUUUUCUGUGGAAGAGCCAAUCCAACGACGGGAGCUGUGGAGUGGCUGGAAGAAGAUGAAAACUAUGAUUAUCACCAGGAAAUUGCAAGGUCAUGUUACGCAGACAUGCUGAAUGACAAAGACAGAAACGUAAAGUACUUCCAAGGCAUUUGUGCUGCAGUGGGCCGAGUGAAAGCAAGAGGGGAGAGAGCGAUCGUCCUGGACAUCGGAACAGGCACUGGGCUCUUGUCCAUGAUGGCGGCAACAGCAGGGGCCGAUUUCUGCUAUGCUGUGGAGGUUUUCAAGCCCAUGGCUGACGCGGCUGUGAAGAUCGUGGAGAAAAACGGCCUGAGUGACAAGAUAAAGAUAAUUAACAAGCAUUCCACUGAAGUAACAGUUGGGCCUGAUGGGGAUAUGCUGUGCCGUGCAAACAUCCUGAUAACAGAACUCUUUGAUACUGAACUGAUCGGCGAAGGGGCUUUGCCCUCUUACGAGCAUGCUCAUAGAUACCUUGUACAGGAGGGAUGUGAGGCAGUUCCUCACAGGGCAACGGUGUAUGCUCAGCUGGUGGAGUCUGCGAGAAUGUGGUCCUGGAACAAGCUGUUUCCCAUUCGUGUCCAAAUGGAGGAUGGUGAAAAGGCCAUUGUCCCCCUACCCGAAAUGGAAGGCUGCCCGGGAGCUCCUUCUGUCUAUGACAUCCAGCUGAAUCAGGUGCCCUUCAAGGACUUCACCGCUCUCAGUGAUGUUGUCACCAUGUUCAGUGUAGACUUCAGCAAGCCAGUAAGCAGAGCCCCCACCUACUUCUCCGUGAAGCUGGAGCCUAUCCAGUCUGGCCGAGCCCAAGUGGUCCUCUCCUGGUGGGACAUAGACAUGGACCCUGAAGGGUCAAUCAAGUGUACGAUGGCCCCAUACUGGGUACAACCUGCAUCUGAGGAACUCCCGUGGAGAGAUCAUUGGAUGCAGUGCGUCUAUUUCCUUCCAAAUGAGGAGACCGUUUUCCGAGGUCAGAAAGUGACCCUGACUGCCUUCCAUGACGAUUACUCGGUGUGGUAUAAGCUUCAAAAAGUCCGAAGUGAAGAGGCCAAAGCCGAGGUCCACAUCGAGAGUCCUGUGUGUCAGUGCCAGGCCCACCUGCUGUGGAAUAGGCCACGGUUUGGAGAGCUAAAUGAUCAGGCCCGAACGGCCCAGUACAUUCAAGCCCUGAAGGAAGUUCUGAAGCCAAACAGCAUUUGCCUGAGCGUCAGUGAUGGCAGCCUCCUUCCCAUCCUGGCUUGCUACCUUGGAGCAGAACAGGUAUUUACCCUGGAGAGUUCUGCAGUCUCUCAUUCACUCAUGAAGAAAAUUUUUAAGGCCAACCACCUACAGGAUCAAAUUAAAAUUAUAGAGAAACAUCCAGAAUUGAUUAUUUCUUCUGAUCUGGAAGACAAAAAGGUAUCUUUGUUAAUUGGAGAGCCCUUUUUCUCCACGAGCUUGCUCCCAUGGCACAAUUUAUAUUUCUGGUAUGCCCGGUCUGCAAUGGCAAGCCACCUUACAAGUAAUGCGACCAUCUUCCCCCAGUCUGCUUCACUUCAUAUGAUGAUUGUGGAGUUUAAGGACUUGUGGAGAAUACGAAGCCCGUGUGGUACCUGUGAAGGGUUUGAUGUUCACAUUAUGGAUGAGAUGAUCAAGAAUUCCUUAGACUUUAGGGAAUCGAGAGAAGCAGAGCCUCAUCCACUGUGGGAAUACCCUUGCAAAUCGCUGUCCGAUCCUCUGAAGGUCUUGACGUUCGACUUCAGAGAAAUGGUGCCGGAGCACUCCAUCGGGAAGGAAGGCACUGUAAAUCUGUUGAGGACUGGGAAGAGUCACGGAGCUGUUCUUUGGAUGGAAUAUAAUCUGACUUCCAGCCUUUCGGUUAGCACAGGACUUGUGAAGGUUUCAAAUGAAAAGGGCUGUUGUCAAUGGACUCCCCACUGCAAACAGGCUGUGUAUUUCUUCAGCACUGUUUCUGAACCAGAGACUCCUGCCGAUUGCCCCUCUGCAGUUGCAUACACUAUAUGCUUCAAUCCCAAGACAGGAGAUGUUAUCAUGGAUUUUAAACUCUUAAGUUAAUGUGUGGCAUCUUUCCAGUGAAAAAUUUCCCUUUCCCCCCUAGAUCCUAAUAAAUGUAUUGAGAGGUGGCUAUGUGGAGCUGCUCUUCUGUAGGCUGCUGCUGUCUCUAUAAAGGCAACAAAGAAACCUGCGGGCGCCUCUGAGCAGAGCAGCCGUAGUGUAGCUAUCCUAAAGGCGAUGGGCGUGAAUCAAUUUGUCCCUGCUUCGUCAUGAGAGAAUUGAUUACCUUGCUCUGAAAACAUCAGUAAAACACCUUACGAAUGUAGCACGUAUGCCCAGGUUCCCAGAAAAAGAGAGAUUAUAUUGGUUGGGUCCUUGGAUCUGUUCUCCUCCGGUGGAACAUGCCUUUCUCUGUUGCAGGAAGCUUAAAUGGAAAAGAGAGGUGCGGGGGCAAGGGGUGCUUCUUGAAUCACGUAAGAUUCCUUCCACUGGAGACAAAAGUUUCUGCUAGCAGAAUUGAUUUGCCAGAUCCAACCCCUGUGUCUGGUGUUUUUGCUAGGCUAGCAGAGCUGGAGUCAUGUUAGUUGCUGGCUUGGACAUUUGUAGCAAUUGCUUGAUACCCUGCAUGUUCUCCACCUGAUCAGCUGAGAAAGGGGAAACCCCUGGUCCCUUUGAGGGUGUGGAUGUUUAUGGGCAGGGGCACUGGUGCUUCCUUUCAAAGUAGGAAAAUGAGCUAUUGAAAAAAUAUAGAUGUCACCUUGGGAAGGUGUGACAAGUUCUCGGAAGCCUUGAACAGCGGGGUCAGGGCACUGCAGCAACUCAUCGUUGCCUCUUGGAUUCAGGUUAUUCAGCCAAAGUGGGGUGUUUAUUCCUACUAAUUAGAAACAGUGUGCUGUGGGCCUGUUCUGCAGUGGCACUUGUGAUGCAGAGGAUAAAAGUCCCAUGCUUGGGAUUUGGCCACAUUGAAAACAAACAUUAGCAUUGACAAAUCAAGAUUAAAGAAUCUUUGUUACGGGUGUGUGUGUGGGUGGGUGGGUGGUUCUUAACUGGCAAACCAGAGUUUGCUAUCAUAUAACAAACAGGAAUAAAAAAUUAUGGCUUGCAAACCAGGGUUGCAAACCAUGACUUCUGCGAAUGGUGGUUGGUUUGUGUUGCCUAAACUAGAGAUUUUUAAUGGUAGCCGACAGUUGUUCCCUUUGGGGAGAUCAUUACACCUAGAAGAGUGCUGUUUUGGCUGCUCUGAACUGUGGGUUUGCCUGAAUGUUUGGAAGCUCAGAUGAUGAUUUCGAUUUGAAACGGGCAAGCCCUACAUUGUGGGUUUUUGUAUGAUGUUUGAAUUGAGCUUCUUUGGAGUGCUGGCAAAAGAAGAGACUUGAGCCCUUUUAAUGGCUGUCAAAUUAUUGUCACAGAAGCUUGCGUAGGCUCGUAGGUCUUUCAGGUGCGCAGGCCUCUCUUCUUCUGUUUUUGCGGCAACAGACAAGCAUGGUUUCCUGGUGGAAUUUGGAGUAUGAAGUACAGGAUUAAUGUUUGGUGUGUUUGUUUUGUCUACAUGCUUACAUUUGAAUAUUGCUUCGUGGCAAAAGUUCUCAGAGCAGCUUGCUUUAAAAUAAUUUUUAAAAGUUGAAACAGAGAUACAGGGCAACAGUUAAUCAAGGUGUGUAAAGUUCAGGCAAGAAAAUGAAGGAGCAGCUCAAUACAAAUCGUAGAUCAGUAAAAAGGCCUCUUUGGCAGGAUCAGGUUUAAGAUUCUGACAAGCCGUAUGGCCUCCCAAAGAGGGCGGUUUUGCCACCUUCUAAAGGCAGAGGGCGCAGCAGGCAAAGAAAACAUAGUGCAGGGAUUUCGCAGUAAAGAGAUGCAGUUCCAUGUCUAGAUGAAUGUUGGGGGACGGGGACCCCAAAUAACUUUGCAAAAAGAUGAAGAUCGAUAAGCAGAGGGUGGGCCUAGAGGUGGUGCACCAGGUGUGAUGCCCGGAAACUCCAGGUAUCACACCUGGUACACCACCUCUAGACCCACCCUCUGGCCAACUACCUGCAAGGAAAACACGAAGACCCGAUAAUCUUUGUAGAUUCAAAAUUAGCUAGAAAUUGUACAUUUUUUGUUGUCUAAGUUCUGUGUUUCCCUUCUCCAGUUCCCUUCGUUUAUUCGUCUGUCUAUACGUGCUCAGAAUAAAUUCUUUUAGAAUGGCGGUUUUAGCCCCGACUUUUUACACUAUUCUUCUCUGGGCUCAAGCCUCUCAGCUUUUGCGUUAAAAGGGACCUGAGGAAGGAGGCAGAUGUCUCACUGGAGACAAAGAAGGGAGCAAAGUGCUCUCUCCUGGGACAGAUAAUAAUAAUAACAACAUUCGAUUUAUGUGCCCCCCUUCAGGACAACUUGAUGCCCACUCAGAGCGGUUUACAAAGUAUGUCAUUAUUAUCCCCACAACAAAACACCCUGGGAGGUGGGUGGGGCUGAGAGAGCUAGAAGCUGUGACUGACCCAAGGUCACCCAGCUGGCUUCAAGGGGAGGAGUGGGGAAUCAAACCUGGCUCUCCGAAUUAGAGUCCUGCCGCUCUUAACCACUACACCAAACUGGCUCUCCAGUUUGAUGGGCUCUGCCAGAAGGGUGGGCUCUCUCCGGUUGCUGAGACUCAGGAUUGUUCUGAGGCAGUUACUUAGGCCAUAAAAAAGUAAUUCCCCCCUCCCCUCCCGUAUGGUGACAGCUGUACCUAACAGCAGGUGAUCCAAAGGGCUGGGCAUUGUGCAUAAAGCCUUUUUAAAUGGGUGCAUCCUGCAAUGAGUCCCACUUGCCUUCCUGUCUCCUACCUAAAAUUUAAUGUAACAGACCUUAGCCCAUGUUAGCUUCAUCUCCUGUUGUUCUUGCUAAAGAGCCUUACAUCAGAGGUAUCGGGCAUCUGACGAAGAGAACUUGAUUCUCGAAAGCUCAUGCUACAAUAAAAUUGGUUAGUCUUAAAGGUGCUACUGGACUCUUUUUGAUUUUGCUACCACAGACUA